Messenger RNA from Dryobates pubescens (Downy woodpecker), 958 nucleotides. RefSeq names its product TNF receptor superfamily member 18 (gene TNFRSF18). Gene Ontology annotation, molecular function: protein binding. Gene Ontology annotation, biological process: positive regulation of cell adhesion. Bases 1 to 753 code for a protein of 250 amino acids. The record is from RefSeq and is a predicted model, not a curated record. The transcript has 6 exons. Gene Ontology annotation, cellular component: external side of plasma membrane. Lineage: Eukaryota; Metazoa; Chordata; Aves; Piciformes; Picidae.
AUGGCUGAGCGGAGCAGGGGAGUCGCCGGCUUCAGGCUCCGGGCGUGCUUGCUGCUGGUGCUGUGGCCGCAGCGGGCGGCGGGCACGCCGUGCCGGCUGGGCGAGCUGAGGGCCGUCGGCAGGGACGAAGAGAAAUGCUGCCCCAAGUGCAGCGCAGGCACAGGAAACCACAGCCCGUGCCCAGACAUCCAGGACCACGACUGCAAGUGCAGCCGGGGGUACAGCUGUGGGGACAGGGACUGCCUCUACUGCCGGGAGCUGCCUGAGUGUGCAGAGGGAGAGGAGCUGCUCAGGCUUGGCACUGUGGACUUCACAUUCAGAUGCAAACCAUGUGAGAGAGGAACCUACUCCAGCGUCAGGAACGAUUGGUGCCGGAACUGGACUGACUGUGAGAGCUCUGGGUUCCUAACAAUCAAGCAAGGCAACAGGACACACAAUGCAGUCUGUGGUCUGCCUCCUCCUGAGCAAGCUCCUGGGAGAAGUCCCUCUCUCUACACCACCAUCCUGGCAGUCCUCACGGCUGUGGCUCUCUUUGUUCUCAUCCUGCUGACCUUCCUCCUGCAUUUCUGCAUCUGGUCACUGAACAAAGAGAAGUACUCCACAGCUGAGAGUCUGGAACAGAGCUUCCCAAGGCAUCUGCUGCCUCCACUGCCAUCACACUACAGAGAAGAAACUUCCAGCUGCCAGUUUCCAGAGGAAGAACAUGGAGACAAAACAGCAGAAGAAAAGCUUUGCCCUUUCCACCUCCCCUGAAUCCACAGCCCUGGCACUCUCCUGGUGAUGGGGCUGGGGCCUGGGCUCAGCUUUCCAAGCAAGAAGAAGGGAGGAGCUGGGCAUGUGAAGCAUCCUUAGCUACAUGGCAAUAAGGAAUGGGCUUGGGAGGAGCUUUGCUUUGCUUCUUUUCAUCAGACCCUAGCAUUUAGAAGUAGGCAACCUGCUAAGCCAGGCUGGCAUUGGG